AAAACAGUUUUUAACAGUUCUAUUGAUGCUUAUUUCAGCUCCAGUUGUAGCCAGUCCAACCGAUCCGGUUGCAGCUCUGGUUGCAGCUGCAACGUCUGCACCUUCCGCGGUUGCAGCUGCCCCGGUUACAGCUCCAGUUGCAGCUCCAGUUGCAGCUGCUCCGUCUGCACUUGCCCCGGUUGCAGCUCCGGUUUCAGCUGCCCUAGCAGCGCGUCAACGAGUUAAGACGAGAGGACGAAAAAAGGCAGCCGCACGAGCAUUCCACGUUAGAUCCCCGAGGGAAUAUAAUCCUCAAAGGAGCAACUCGGUCGUAAGCAGGAUCGAGGCGUACCAGGAUGCCCUGGAAAACGCUAAGAGGGUGCUAAUGGAAAAUCCCAUGACGCACUCUCCUAAGCGAAGUACCAGGGCUACUGGUCGCCGAACCCGCUGUACAUGUUGCGACAGGAAGCAUGAUGGCCGUGUUUGUCCGGCAGCGGGACAAUAUUGUUACUUGUGUAACGACGAGGGGCAUUUUGCAACGGGAUGCCAAUCCCGUCGUUCACAUUAUUAA
This is a messenger RNA of Uranotaenia lowii, 550 nucleotides long. RefSeq names its product eukaryotic translation initiation factor 3 subunit F-like. The coding region runs from base 26 to 550 and encodes 174 amino acids. NCBI's taxonomy places the organism in Eukaryota, Metazoa, Arthropoda, Insecta, Diptera, Culicidae. The record is from RefSeq and is a predicted model, not a curated record. The transcript is spliced from 2 exons. Gene Ontology annotation, molecular function: nucleic acid binding; zinc ion binding.